UCCAACUUUAAUACGAUUCUUUCUCCGGCUAAGUGCAAAUGAUGUACAACUUAUUGUUGAUAUUGCUUUUCUUUCACGUUUCUCUGUGCCGGUGUCUAGAGAACCGACCAGAUCCACGCAUAGUUGGCGGAUUUCCAGCUGAUAUUGCCAACAUUCCGUAUAUCGUUUCCAUUCAGCUAUAUGGCAUUCACCAUUGUGGUGGCUCUAUAAUAAAUAACCACACCAUUUUAACGGCUGCUCACUGCCUCGCGGGAGUUUCCCAUCGACUGCUGAAAGUUAAGGUUGGUGGUACAUCCCGAUAUCGCAAAGAUGGAGAACUGUUCUCCGUUGCUGAUCUUGAAACCCAUGAGAAGUUCAAUGCCAAGACCAUGGACUACGAUAUUGGGAUAAUUCGGCUGGCCAAAAACCUUACAUUAUCCAGAAAGGUAAAAGCAAUCCCUGUGAACCGCAAGAGAAUACCAGAUGGCACAUAUUCAACCAUUGCCGGUUGGGGAUUCAAGUCCAUGAAUGGUCCUGCAUCAGACAGUUUGAGAUAUGCCCGAGUACCGAUCGUUAAUCAAACAGUCUGCAGAAAUCUGCUGGGAAAAGGAGUAACGGAUCGUAUGCUCUGCGCGGGAUACCUUCGCGGCGGCACAGAUGCCUGUCAAAUGGACUCCGGAGGACCCUUGUCAGUGAGGGAAGAACUGGUCGGCAUUGUGUCUUGGGGAGUUGGCUGUGCCUUGGCCGAUAAGCCAGGAGUCUACUCACGCCUCGAUGCACUGUACCCCUGGUUAAACAAGGUUUUGUCUAACUAAAGUGAGAGAUUGUUCUUGUUGAAACAUGUGUGCUAUCUCUAUCCCACGGUCAGCACACGUUAAUAAUUUACUUUCACCUUUAAAGUUAAUUAUUGCUAUGGUGAUUUUAUCGUUAAAAACUUAAUAAAAACUUAAUGGUUCAUAAAAAUGUGUAGCAUCUA
This is a messenger RNA of Drosophila eugracilis, 955 nucleotides long. Its product is annotated as trypsin-1. The record is from RefSeq and is a predicted model, not a curated record. Lineage: Eukaryota; Metazoa; Arthropoda; Insecta; Diptera; Drosophilidae. Bases 39 to 794 code for a protein of 251 amino acids. Gene Ontology annotation, molecular function: serine-type endopeptidase activity. The transcript has 2 exons. Gene Ontology annotation, biological process: proteolysis.